This is a messenger RNA of Sceloporus undulatus (fence lizard), 2550 nucleotides long. It is a transcript of the gene CNGB3, whose product is annotated as cyclic nucleotide gated channel subunit beta 3. The record is from RefSeq and is a predicted model, not a curated record. NCBI's taxonomy places the organism in Eukaryota, Metazoa, Chordata, Lepidosauria, Squamata, Phrynosomatidae. The transcript is spliced from 20 exons. Gene Ontology annotation, biological process: monoatomic cation transmembrane transport. Gene Ontology annotation, molecular function: intracellularly cGMP-activated cation channel activity; intracellularly cAMP-activated cation channel activity; cGMP binding. Gene Ontology annotation, cellular component: photoreceptor outer segment; plasma membrane; intracellular cyclic nucleotide activated cation channel complex. The coding region runs from base 1 to 2550 and encodes 849 amino acids.
AUGUUUAGUAGGCUAAAAGCAAAAUUCACCAAAGUGGUGCCAAAUUUACCAGAGGAAAAUGUGAACCAUGAUCCAGCUCCUUCAAAGCCAUCACCUCCACCUCAGCCACCUACAGGACAGGAUGAAAAUAAGAAAGGAAAGGAAGAAAAUAAGGAUACAAAUGAUGCUCUGGAAAAAAAGGCAGAAAACACCACCCAGCCAGACUCAAAGCAACAAGAUGCAGCAGGAGCUCCAGAAAAAGUACCUGAGCCCACCCAAGCUGAAAAACUAGCAGAGCCUCCUGAAACAACAAAACCAGAAGAGGUACAGCCAGUCAAAGAGAAAGAAGAGGCAAAAGAUCUUCACAAUCAUGAGAAAAAGGUGCUUAUGAGAUUUUCUUCCAUGAAUGCCAAAAGUACAGACAAUAAGAGGCCAGGAACCCCCAUAAAUGAAUAUACCCAAGAACAGCUCAGAGAAAUUGUCAAGAAAAUGAAAGAAAGGACUGCCACAUAUAAAGAAAAGUUGACAGAUCCGGUCAUCUCUUCACCUGAACCCAGUCCAACAGCCACGCCCAAAAAACAGCCUCCACCUCCUCCACCAAAAGAAGAAAAAAAAGAUGAAAAGAAGGAUGAAAAGAAGGAUGAAAAGAAGGAUGAAAAGAAGGUCAAGAGGCCACCCAUGAAAGCAUAUAUGAAUGCAUUGAAGCUACCAGAAAGUAUAGAUGCAUACACAGAUCGUCGCUAUAUAGCAUGGCUGUUCUUGGUUACUCUUGCUUACAACUGGAACUGCUGGUUCAUCCCACUGCGCUUAACAUUCCCAAUUCACACAACAAGCAACAUGAUAUAUUUUUUUACUGUGGACCUCUUGUGUGACAUCUGUUACAUCUGUGAUGUGUUGUUGUUUCAGCCCAGAGUACAAUUUGUGAGAGGUGGAGAUAUAAUAACAGAAAAAGUGGAAUUGAAGAAAUUCUACCGGAGUUCAUUAAAAUUUCGGCUUGAUGUGUUCUCAGUAAUACCAUUUGAUGUCUUAUACGUUGUAUUUGGAUUUAAAGCAAUAUUCAGAGCAAACCGGAUGUGCAAGCAUCUCACAUUCUUUGAAUUCAAUGAUCGGAUAGAGGGGAUCAUGGAUAAAGCAUACAUCUAUAGAGUCAUUCGAACAACUGGAUACCUGUUGUUCAUCUUACAUUUGAAUGCAUGCAUAUAUUAUUGGGCUUCAACCUAUGAAGGACUUGGCAGCACGAAAUGGGUUUAUGAUGGCAAAGGAAACAUGUAUCUACGAUGUUACUAUUGGGCAGUUCGCACUUUAAUUACUAUUGGUGGACUUCCAGAACCAGUAACCAUGUUUGAAAUCAUCUUUCAGCUUCUGAAUUUUUUCUCAGGUGUCUUUGUAUUCUCCAGUUUGAUUGGUCAGAUGCGGGAUGUCAUUGGAGCAGCAACAGCAGGGCAGAACUACUAUCGUGCUUCUAUGGAUAACACUGUCUCAUAUAUGAACACUUACACCAUUCCAAAAAUUGUUCAGAAUCGUGUUCGAACUUGGUAUGAGUAUACAUGGGAUUCACAAGGAAUGCUAGAUGAAUCUGAAUUACUGGAGCAGAUGCCAGGAAAAAUGCAUCUAGCCAUUGCAAUCGAUGUGAAUUUUGCCAUUGUCAAUAAAGUUGACUUGUUCAAAGGAUGUGAUACCCAAAUGAUAUGUGACAUGCUGUUGAGACUGAAAUCCAUUGUGUACUUACCUGGCGAUUUUGUCUGUAAAAAGGGAGAAAUUGGUCGAGAAAUGUACAUCAUUAAACAAGGUGAGGUUCAAGUACUUGGGGGUCCUGAUGGCACCAAAGUCCUGGUCACCUUGAGAGCGGGAGCUGUAUUUGGAGAGAUCAGCCUAUUAGCAGCAAGUGGAGGAAAUCGGCGGACAGCAAAUGUUGUAGCCCAUGGAUUUGCCAAUCUUUUUAUUCUUGACAAGAAGACUUUGAAUGAAAUCUUGGUGCACUAUCCUGACUCUGACAGGAUUUUGAGGAAGAAGGGAAAAGCUCUCAUAAAGAAGACAGGCAAGCCUGUUGGAGGACCUGCCCCAACUGCAAAAGGCUUUUCCUUGCUCACACAGAAAAUAGAACCUCCCAAGAUGUUCCAAGCCUUGCUUGGUGGAAAAGGUGGUGGCAUGGCUGCAGUUAUCAAGAUGAAGAGAGAACAGGAAGAAAAAGAAAGGCAAGAACAGGAAAGGCAAGCAAAAGAAGAACAAGAAAGUAAAGAAAAGGAAGAAAAGGAAAAAGCAGAAAGGGGAAAAAAAGAAAAAAGCAAAGCAAAGCUUCAAAUCAAACCAACAGAAGAAAAGCCGCCACCAGCUCCUGAGGGUCAAGCACCUCAAAUGCAAGCUAAGUCAGUUGCCCAUGAGGAAGAACCAGUUGCCAACUGCCAGCAGCCACCACCACUGCCAUCAUCAUCACCACCUCCACCACCUCCUCCUCCUAAACCAACUCUGCUGAGAGGAAUCACUGACCAGUCCCUUAUCAUUACCAUGACUCCUUCCACCACACCUGGAGAAGGAGAUAUUCUUACCGUUGAAGUUAAAGAGAGGAAGUAA